Messenger RNA from Toxoplasma gondii ME49, 6674 nucleotides. Its product is annotated as CAM Kinase family, incomplete catalytic triad. Bases 3617 to 5320 code for a protein of 567 amino acids. Gene Ontology annotation, molecular function: ATP binding; calmodulin binding; calcium-dependent protein serine/threonine kinase activity. Lineage: Eukaryota; Apicomplexa; Conoidasida; Eucoccidiorida; Sarcocystidae. The transcript has 11 exons. Gene Ontology annotation, biological process: intracellular signal transduction; peptidyl-serine phosphorylation; protein autophosphorylation. The record is from RefSeq and is a predicted model, not a curated record. Gene Ontology annotation, cellular component: cytoplasm; nucleus.
GGGAGUUCUCUUGCUUGCAGCCUCUGAAUUGUGGUUCUCUUCCUCUUCCUCCACACCGCGUGCCAGCGCUGUCCAUCGCGCGAAACCUGCUGAAUUCGUCUUCAGACCUCUCGGCCCUUUUAUGCGUCAUCCCAAGACCCGCGCUUGCAGCCGCGAAUCUGCCCUUGUUGAGUGUUUUGAGCGCGCAUUCAAGUGGCUUGCAUUGUUUCGUGGAGACCCGAGGAAGGAAAGCGUUCCUCUCACUUCUCUCCGGCGUUCUGUUCACUUUCUUCGCGUGACUUCCUCAUGCCGUCAACACCGUCCCGUCCUGUGCAGCUCGCUGUCUGCCACACUGCCCUUGGCGCUAAACCUUGUGUCUUUCUGGGUUUCCGCGGUUGACGCAGCCCUCGAGAACUUCCAUUUCCAGGAAGCAAGUCGCUUUGUCGAACACUUUCUCACCGUCAGUUAACAGAGUUCUGCCUACUUCUCUUUCUCUCCGACUGAAACUGACCACCAGCUUGCCAGCAGCCGAGUUCUGAAGACCUCGCGAGCUCAAUCGAGACGCCGUUUGCCAGUCGUGGGUGCUCGGAGCAGGUCGGACAGAAGAAAGGACGGAGGCGGAGAUUCUUUGCUUCAUCGAGACGAAAGUGAGACGCCCACUUUGAAAAAGCUAGCAGCCUGAAAACGCUGCGGUUCCGCCGUUCCUUUCGCCGUCCACAUCGCGCCGAAAGAGAACGAACACCUGAAAACCGUGGCAACAGUUCAUCAUUGGGUCUCUCUCUCUUGUUGACUGUCUCGUUCUCUGUCUCUCGUUCUCUGUCUCUCGUUCUCUGUCUCUCGUUCCCUGACUCUCGUUCUCUGUCGUGCUCUUUCUCCUGUGCUUUCUCUUGUUCGCGCGGGUGUCCUCGCAGCUGCGGUGCGCAGAGCUCUCUGUUCCCGUUCUGGAGAGGUACCAGACGAUUUGCCGUCCUUGAGCACGAGGUCCUUUCCUUGCACUGUGAACUGGAAGGAGCUCAGCUUCCCCUUCUUGUCGGCUUCCUUAGCAGCUUCUCUUCCGCCGCUUCGACUGCUGUCUCGCGCGUCUCAGUGAACGUCGAGCAGCUCCGUGACGGCCUUCCUUCUCUCAGAGGCUUACGCAAGGAAGGCAAAGCAGGGCGUCUCUUUCCGAGAACAGUUCUCGCCGUUUCCGAGCGAUUUCUCUCCUCUCUAGCGAGGCAUGUCUGCACCCAGCGACUCAAAGGGAUUUCCAGCUUGGCUCUCCAGGGUGGGACUGUGUCGGAGCUUCUCGUCCGCAGACGCGCGAGCGUUUCUCGAGAGACUCUCCGACGUCUUGCGCUUGCUUCCUCGUCUGCCCAUGUCUCUCGUGCAGACGUCGCUCUGCACUCGCGUUUGCAGGUACACACGCUCGAAUGUUCGGCGUCUGGACACCUUGAAAGAUUGUCAUUCUGAACAGCUUCUGUCCUCUUGACACAAGCGGCCGGCGAGACGCUUUCUCUCUCGCCUGGGUCCACUCGGGAUGAUCGGGAUCUCGUUGGCGUUUUCGCUUUCCGCUCAGGCGAGGGAACCUUGAAUCGCUCUCUCGCCUUCUCGUCGUCUCUCUGGAGAGAUGUUGGAGUUGCUCCUCUCGUGUACGAAUGUCCACGAAAGAAAAAACGAGUCGGCGAAGCUCACCCUCUCAGAGCAACAGACACCAGCCUCGACGUCGGGGGGUCUCGACUGGAAGAGCCUGUCCUCCGUUUUCUUCGAUUCGCGUACAAACAGACACCGCAGGGCACUCUCGGACGCUUUGCCGUCGCGAUCCGCGUCUGGUCUUCGAGCCUUCUUCCCUGCGAGCCUUCCUCUGAGGUCUCGUUGUCGCCUCCAACGUCUCUCCACCUGUUCUGCCUGAACGCGCAAGCGACAGAAAAAAAAUCGACUUUUGGGAGUUGUAUUUGUCUUGCUCGUCUCUUGUGUGUCUGCCGGGAAACGAGCCUUUGUCUCGGUCGCCGUCACAUUUUCAGACUUCCUCACUGCGCCAACGCGCCUUGACAAUCCUCUCUUCUUCUGCGGCUGUCUUUUUCGCCUUCUCCCGUCAUUCCUCCUCCGUCUCUGCUUCCGUGCCUCUUUGUUCUCUUUCUGUUAGCUUUUCGUUCCUCUCUCCUUCACCACCAACGCACAAGGAUGCGUUGAACUGUCUCACUCGUCAAAGGAUCGUGGCUAGGACUCCUUUGCCUUCUCGCGUCGCCGCUGCGGCAGGCAGGCACGGGGAGUUGUUGUUCUCCAGCUGGGGAGACAUCUGGUGUACGUCCACUGCGAAGACAGGGCGACUUGUCUCUCAGGGGAAGUGUGGGGACGCGCGUCGUUGCGAAAAAAGCGCGGACGACCUUCGAGAGCCAACACUGGCCUGUGGUGCUCUGCUCGACGCGCCUUCAGAACGUCACCGUUUUCCUUUGUGUCCUCUGGAGUUCCCUUCGUAGAAUCCAGGAUAACGAGAUUCCGUUCCAGCUUCCUUUUACUCCUCUACUCGUCUGUUGCCGCGCUGUUCCCUCCCCUUUUCGCGCGUCUCCUCCAUUCAUGAAGGAGGCGAAACUCCUCUCCGACGGUCGCAUCCAGACUCCGCAGAGAUCAAGAUUCCUGUGCUGAACGUGCGACGUGCAGUGAGAUAACGCCAUCCAUGUCUCAAGCCUAAAACUAUAAAUACUCACAUAUAUUCAUACUUUUAUACAUAAAUACUUACAUAUAUAUAUAUAUAUAUAUAUAUGUGUAUAUGAGUGAGGAUGUAAAUGUAUAAAAGUAGAAAUGUGUAUGCGAGGGAAGCGUGACAGCUAAAAACUCGAGUCUGGUUCCUUCUCGUUUUGUGCUCGCUUCGUUGCACACUCUGUUUUGCGUCGCCAUCUCGUCCUCCGACAUCCAUUUUUUCGGAGGUUUGUGGAGCUCUUCGCCCUGAGGCGAGUGCAGAGAGUCUGUUCGACAUAACGCGGAGCCUCUGCAAACGCGGAGGAGAGCAAGUCUCGAGGUUCGCAGUGGUUUCAGUGGGAAGCAGCGCGAUGUCACCGACGCUUCUCUGGCAGAAGCAGUCUCUCUGGGAGGGGACGAGCAAGAAGAAGAGCAGAAGAGAAACCUGCGACAUCUCGCUGUGUGUGUGCCUGCCCCAACAGGGUGAAAGUCUGAUCUUUCGAUGUUUCUCUUUGCAGUCUCCACACAGAGACACCCUAAACAGAUGAUCUGAAAGAGCGACAAGUCACCGGGCUCUUUCGAAGGUCUCCGAGCCUCCUCGCUGAUCCUUCUUACCUCGGGUGCUCGACUUCUUCCUCCCUGAACCGUGAACCGCUGGAGCUGUGCAUCUUGUUCUUCUUCUUCUUAGUUUCGCGUGGCUGAGCGUCCCUCGCCUUGAUCCCGCGCCAGCGUCCUCCCGCUGUUCGUUUCCUUGCCUUCGUUUCCUUCUUGUCUUUUUCUUCUGCUUUUCUUUCUUCUUUCAUUCCGAGUCGUCUUCGUCGUCACCCCAUUCUGGCAACGCCUCGUCUUCGCCUCUUCUUUCUUGUUUCCUCCUCCUUUUCUUCUUCUCUCUGCUGCGUCGGCGUUGCCGGUGGUUCCCAAUCUUCGUCUGCAGACUUGAUGGCCCUGCGCUUCGGCGCCUUCGCUCGACCCGGCAGCCAGCAUGGGGGCGUCCAGUUCGCGAGCGAGGAAGGCAUUCUCCGCCGUGUCUUCUUCCUCUUUCAACGCCUCCGACAGGCUUCAGUGCUGUCUGCCGGUGUGCGUUUGCCCAAACGGGAAGUGCAGGCGCCGCGCAAGAAGAGAGGAGAGAGCUCCGACGGAGAGAGGCCUUCCAGACGAGCUCAGUCGCAACGGCUCCUCCCGCUGUCGCUCGAGGCUGAAACGCAACGUUAGAAGGAAAUACGUGAUCGGCAAAGUUGUGGGUAACGGCGCCUUUGGCCAGGUUAGAGAAUGCAUGGACAGACAAACAGGUGAAAUCUUCGCCAUAAAAGUCAUGACAAAGGGGGGACGCGACCGCGGAGCCUGGAGUGCCUCGGAGAUGUUCAGAAGAGAAGUGAUGCUCCUUUCGUCUCUCUCGCACCCGAAUAUAAUCCGUCUCGUCGACGCGUACGAGGACAGACACCACCUUUACUACGUCAUGGAAAAAUGCGACGGAGGCGAAUUGUUCGAGCAUAUCGUGAGGCGGAAACAUUUCGAUGAACAUGACGCAAGUCGGCUCUGCAGGCAAAUGUUGUUGGCUUUGGAGUAUUUGCAUGGGUUUAACAUUGUUCACCGUGACGUUAAGGCAGAGAACUUCUUGUUCCACUCUAAGUCGUUUGAUGCUUAUCUCAUUCUCAUUGACUUCGGCAUGUCGGUCAGAGUCCGCCCAGACGAAACGCUUUCAGAGGUUUGCGGCUCGCCGCAUUACCUCGCCCCCGAGCUGCUGCGCCGUCAGUACGCCUGCCCAGCUGACAUGUGGGCGCUGGGCGUUCUCGUCUUCCUCAUGCUGUACGGCAGAUAUCCCUACGAUGGACACACCACAAGCAGAAUUGUGCGGGAUAUUCUUUACAAGCCCAUUGAUUUCCGUUCGCAUCACAUUCGGCCCUCGUCCCUCGCCAUUUGCUUCAUCAGAGGCCUCCUGGAGCCUGACCCAAGCAAGCGGCUGACGGCGCAGGAGGCGCUGCAACACCGGUGGAUUCUCGAUGGAGACGCGGAAGCGCGGCGGGAGAAGGAAGAAGCUCGGAUUCCGAUUGAGAUUGUUCGGUCUGCACAUCGAAAGGUAACUGCGGGGAAGCCGGUGCCGAUUGUCGAGGAAGAAGAGAGACGCUCGAAGAAGGAGUCUCUGCUUCUCCGACUUCAGCACCCCCUGAGCAUGGCGACGGCGCUCCACAAUGUGGGGAACAGUCCUCUUCGGGGCGUGCGAGGAGACAGAAGGAGAAUCGGAGACAGCGAGCAAGCGAAACGAAGCGGCAAAGCAGGCGUGAACCGAUACUGGCACAAAGGUGGCUGGCAGAAGAAGCCACGAAUGCCGGAGUAUUCGAGACAACACAAACGGUUCGCGACGACGCCAAGUCGCAUGCAGAGAUUCGACCAAGACGCGGUUGCAGACAUUCUCAGGGACGCGUCUUUACGACUCAUGGCGAACAAGAGCAGCAGCUUGGGCAUCUCUGAGGACGUUUCUCGCCUCGCGAGCGUGUCAGGCUCCCGAGAGUCAGCGUCGGACUGGGUGGUGUCUCGGAAGUCUUUGUCGAUGAGACAGGAGACGCCCGACUGGGAACGCCUUUCGGAAGCUGCAAGCGCGACAGAGGGAACUGUGGCUCUCCAGCUGCAGGAAGAGGCUCUUCCCGUUGCAACACAGCCCAUUCAACAGUCUUCUCUCUCCCCGUGAAAAGACAUGGAUUAGAGAACCAUGUAUUGGCCUACCCCCACCGAAUCCACUGAUGCCCGGCACUGCGUCUGCAGCGGAGAAGGCCUGCGAAUGAAAAGAGAUGUUCUUCCAAAUUUGGAUACUCCGUCUUCGUUUUCUCUCUUCCGGAUUUCCUGGACUCGAAACACCUGAGACAGUGGACAGCGUGCAACGCGAAAAAAACAAAUGCGACAACAAAGGGCAACAACACGAAAUAUGCAAGAGCAGCAGAGAUAUAAAACGGUCCCGAGUCUCAAAGUCAUCGUGGUUCAUGCGCUUUGUUGCUGCGAUGCUUGGCAACAUUUGUCAGCGACAUGAUACCACUGCGCGUGUAAAUGUAAAUAAAUUUAUAUAUAUGUAUAUAUGCAUGUGAUAGAACUCUGUGCAGAAACAUGUUUGAACAUACUUGUUUUUCUGCCGUAAUCAAGUUGUUUUGGACUGCCGUCCCUGCACAGUCUUAGAGAUGGGUUUUCAGUUUAUAAUCAGCGAACGAGUCGUUAUCGUCCUCUGGACGGUUCGCUUUCACGUGCCGUACGAUAAGAAUGUAACAAUGUCUAUGCACGGAAGAAAUGUUCAUGAAACGGCUGUGAGUAUGUGAAAAGGUGUAGGUGUGUCUGUGGCCACAAACGCCCUGAAGGGAAAUGGAGGAUUUUAGUGAAGACGUUUGGCUGUUUUUUCACGUUUUCCUUGUUGGGCAUUGCAGCUUGUCGCUCCCCACAAAUUGUGAAUUCCACACAGGGGGCGAGUAACCGCUUUCUGAGUUGUCAAAUCAGCGUCGUGAUCCGAACAGUUCUUCACCGCAGUAUGGCCCAUGUCCACUGCUGCUCUUUUCGGGGGUCUGCUAGUUCUUGUCAAGCCUGCAGAAUUACACCGAAUAACUGCACGAAGGAGAAAAAGAGUAUGAAUUUUAAGCCUCCCGCGGGCUGAUGUAAAGGGUAGAGUGGAUAAGGCCUCCAUUCCGCUUUGUCCGUUUCCGAAGGAGUAACGCGUUCCGUGUGCAGUUAUUUGUAUGCAAGAAUGCUUAUGUCUGCAGAAAAGCUUCUGCCGUGAUUCGCCCGCGAAAAGCGAUCGUAGGGGUACGCGACGGUGGCCCGGUGACGUUUCAUUGUCGUUUGUUCCGUGUUCCUCUUGUCAUCGUGUGGCUGUGGGUAUGCGUACGCUAAAGCGCUGUGGUCACGGAUACUGUUCAUGAGGGAGUGAUGACUGAAACUUGUAAAGCGACGAAUCUCCAGCGAGAGGCGAAAUUCGUCGCCGUUCGUCAGGAAACAGUUCAAACGAAAUAAGACUGGCGAAUCAAUGUGACUUCCGGAUGCCCACGACCCUCGCCAAUGGCGUG